AUGAAGCUGCAGUGUUUCGCCCCUCUUUGCUUCCUGUUGUUUUUGGGAUGGCUGAGUCAAAGGUCAGAGGGUCGGACGGUGAUCAUGGACAAAUGCGUGGUGAAUGUUCACAUGAAUGAGCUGCAGAAGCACUACUCCAGUGUGCGCCCCUCGGCUAUUUCUGGAGACACAGCCAUCGAGGUCAAACUGUUGGACAAAACACUGAUCAGUAAAGUUACGGAGAGCCAGAGCUGCUGUUUCAUUCGCCUGGUGCUACGAUUCUUUGUGGAGCGAGUCUUUGUGAACUUCUCAGCGACUGACCCACAGGUGCAGACAGGCGUCAGCGCGAUAGCUAAUGGAUUUAUCAGCAUACGCAACACUAUACAUAAAUGUCACUGUCACUGUGAAGAAGAAACACAAAGAACCGUGGACUCCAUCAUCUCUCAGUUUGACAAGUUACAGACUGGUGAAGCUGCCAAGAAAGCUGUGGGAGAACUGGACACUGUUCUGGAGUGGCUCGAAAGCCUCAGUCAAAAAGCAAGAACCAGGAAAUAA
This is a messenger RNA of Periophthalmus magnuspinnatus, 534 nucleotides long. It is a transcript of the gene il20, whose product is annotated as interleukin 19 like. The coding region runs from base 1 to 534 and encodes 177 amino acids. The transcript is spliced from 5 exons. NCBI's taxonomy places the organism in Eukaryota, Metazoa, Chordata, Actinopteri, Gobiiformes, Gobiidae. The record is from RefSeq and is a predicted model, not a curated record.